Molecule: messenger RNA, 1792 nt
Organism: Acanthisitta chloris (rifleman)
Lineage: Eukaryota; Metazoa; Chordata; Aves; Passeriformes; Acanthisittidae
Gene: HGS
Product: hepatocyte growth factor-regulated tyrosine kinase substrate
Exons: 16
Molecular function (GO): phosphatidylinositol binding; metal ion binding; ubiquitin binding
Source: RefSeq, a predicted model, not a curated record
GCAGAUAAGGCCACGAGCCAACUCCUGCUGGAGACGGACUGGGAAUCCAUCCUGCAGAUCUGCGACAUGAUCCGUCAGGGAGACACCCAAGCGAAAUACGCCGUCAAUGCCAUCAAGAAGAAGGUGAAUGACAAGAAUCCCCACGUGGCCCUGUACGCGCUGGAGGUCAUGGAGUCGGUGGUUAAAAACUGUGGCCAAACAGUCCAUGAUGAGGUGGCCAAUAAACAGACCAUGGAGGAGCUGAAGGAAAUACUCAAGAGGCAAGUGGAGACAAGUGUCCGCAGUAAGAUCCUGUACCUCAUCCAGGCCUGGGCUCAUGCCUUCCGCAACGAACCCAAGUACAAGGUGGUGCAGGACACCUAUCAGAUAAUGAAGGUUGAAGGUCAUGUCUUCCCGGAGUUCAAGGAGAGCGAUGCCAUGUUUGCUGCUGAGAGGGCUCCAGACUGGGUGGAUGCUGAGGAGUGUCACAGGUGCCGAGUGCAGUUUGGCGUUGUGACACGAAAGCAUCACUGCCGGGCCUGUGGGCAGAUCUUCUGUGGAAAAUGCUCCUCCAAGUAUUCCACCAUCCCCAAGUUCGGGAUUGAGAAGGAAGUGAGAGUCUGUGAGCCCUGCUACGAGCACCUUAACAAGAAAGCUGAGGGUAAAGCUGCUGCCACCUCUGAGCUGCCCCCUGAGUACCUGACCAGCCCCCUCUCUCAGCAGUCCCAGCUGCCUCCAAAGCGUGAUGAGACAGCUCUGCAAGAGGAGGAGGAGCUCCAGCUGGCUAUUGCCUUGUCUCAGUCAGAGGCCGAGGAGAAGGAGAGAAUGAGGCAGAAAACAACCUACUCCAUGUACCCGAAGGCUGAGCCGACACCUGUCACAUCAUCGGCUCCCCCGGUCAGCACACUCUACUCCCCACCUGUGAAUUCCUCUGCUCCCUUGGCUGAGGACAUUGACCCAGAGCUGGCUCGGUACCUGAACCGCAACUACUGGGAGAAGAAGCAAGAGGAGGUUCGCAAGAGCCCCACGCCGUCAGCACCCCUGUCCCUGACAGAGCCAACCACACAGCCUGGGGAAGCCCACCCUGCCCCGCUCGGAGUGGUUGAGCAGCAGUACCAGAACGGCGAGUCCGAGGAGAACCACGAGCAGUUCCUGAAGGCACUGCAGAAUGCAGUCACCACGUUCGUCAACCGCAUGAAGAGCAACCACAUGCGAGGCCGCAGCAUCACCAACGACUCCGCCGUGUUGUCCCUCUUCCAGUCCAUCAACAACAUGCACCCACAGCUGCUGGAGCUGCUCAACCAGCUGGACGAGCGCAGGCUGUACUAUGAAGGCCUGCAGGACAAACUGGCCCAGAUCCGGGAUGCACGUGGGGCUCUGAAUGCACUGCGGGAGGAGCACCAGGAGAAGCUGCGCCGUGCGGCGGAGGAGGCAGAGCGGCAGCGCCAGAUCCAGCUGGCCCAGAAGCUGGAGAUCAUGAGGCAGAAGAAGCAGGAGUACCUGGAGAUGCAGCGUCAGUUGGCCAUCCAGCGACUGCAGGAGCAGGAGAAGGAGAGGCAGCUGCGCCUGGAGCAGCAGAAGCAGACCAUCCAGAUGAGAGCCCAGAUGCCAGCCUUCUCCCUGCCUUAUGCCCAGCUCCAGGCCAUGCCUGCAGCCAGCGGGGUGAUCUACCAACCCUCUGGACCCACCAGCUUCCCUGGCACCUUCAGCCCAGCCGGCUCCGUGGAGGGCUCUCCCAUGCACAGCGUGUACAUGAACCAGGCCGCGCAGGGGGGCACGGGGCCGUACACUGCCAUGCCUGUCACCGGGACUG